Molecule: messenger RNA, 2361 nt
Organism: Sinocyclocheilus rhinocerous
Lineage: Eukaryota; Metazoa; Chordata; Actinopteri; Cypriniformes; Cyprinidae
Gene: igf2bp2b
Product: insulin-like growth factor 2 mRNA binding protein 2b
Exons: 10
Coding region: 300-1412 (370 amino acids)
Molecular function (GO): RNA binding
Source: RefSeq, a predicted model, not a curated record
ACAAGUUCUUUCCAGGCUUUUCAGUUAUCCGCUUCCACGAGGAAUGUUUUUUUUUCUCAUCAUACGAUGCAGUUUGGAUUUUUCCGCCGGGUGGUGCAUUUCACGGAUUUCCCGCAGAAUUAAUUUUCUGUAAUAUCUUGGUGAAUUUAUUUGAAAGGCUUCACAAGGCGAAACGGGCUGUUGAGAAGUUGACAGAUCACAGUUUUGAGAAUCACUCCUUCGGUGUGUCGUACAUACUGGACGAGGAGGCAGGAAGGGACGGGGGUGUAAGACCCCAGGUCCCGCGAGGGGCAUCUAAAAUGGGGACAGGAAGUCGGGAGCAGGAGUUUGGUCAGCCAGGGGCCAUGGGAGGCCCCCAGGGGCCCAGGCAUCGUCAGCAAGAGCUGCCUCUACGAAUUCUAGUGCCCACUCAGUUUGUGGGAGCCAUCAUUGGGAAAGAGGGACUCACCAUAAAGAACAUCACAAAGCAGACACAGUCCAAGGUAGAUAUCCAUCGUAAGGAGAAUGCAGGAGCAACUGAGAAGGCCAUCACUAUCCACUCAUCUAAAGAGGGCUGUUCACAAGCCUGCAGGAUGAUCCUGGAAAUAAUGGAAAAAGAGGCCAAUGACACCAAGAUUGUUGAGGAGGUUCCUCUAAAGAUCUUGGCCAACAAUAGCCUUGUUGGGAGGCUCAUAGGGAAGGAGGGCAGGAACCUGAAGAAGAUAGAGCAAGAUACUGGGACCAAGAUCACAAUUUCUUCAUUACAAGAGCUGACUAUAUAUAACCAGGAACGUACCAUCACCGUGAGGGGAGGGGUGGAGGAGUGCUGUAAUGCAGAAGUGGAGAUCAUGAAGAAACUUAGAGAAGCCCAUGAGAAUGAUGUGGCUUCACUUAAUAUUGCUGCACCAGACAAUCCUGAUGAUCCUGAGAGGAUGGUCAUCAUCACUGGACCACCAGAGGCUCAAUUCAAGACUACUGAACAGGAAGUGGUCUACCUCUUCGUUCCCACUCCAGCAGUAGGAGCUCUCAUCGGGAAGAAAGGGCAGCACAUUAGAGAGCUGGCACACUACGCUGGAGCCUCAAUAAAAGCACAGGGGAGAAUAUAUGGGAAGUUGAAAGAGGAGAAUUUUUUCACAGCUAAGGAAGAUGUGAAAUUGGAGGCACAUAUAAAAGUGCCUCUGACCGCCGCUGGACGAGUCAUCGGGAAGGGUGGCAAAACGGUCAAUGAGCUGCAGAAUCUUACCAGUGCUGAGGUCAUUGUACCACGGGACCAGACCCCAGAUGAAAAUGAUGAAGUGUUUGUUAAGAUAAUUGGACAUUUCUUUGCCAGUCAGACGGCCCAGCGCAAGAUCAGGGAGAUCAUUCAACAGGUCAAACAGCAAGAGCGGAAACACCAACAAAUGGUGCCAACACCCUCACAACCGUCAAAAUGAUCAGCAGAUGCCAGCAAGCAGCAGCUAAUGAAUGUAGCUCAUGCCAGGACAAAUCGAAAUUCAAGAACGAAUUCAAGUAAUUGACAAAGGGAGAGUGAGACAGAGCGGGAAACAGAGAGAGACAGAAGCUGAUGAAGAGGACCAGCAGUUUAAAACAACCAAAGAACUUAAAGCACAAAAAACAUUUGGUCAUGUGGAUAUGAAUGAAGAUGUCCGAGUUUGUUUCCAGGUCAGAGAUCUUUUUUAUAAAGACGGACCUGAUAUUUCAUAUUGAGCUCUUUUUAUUAUUGAUUAAGCUGAUGUGAACGUAUAUUGAGGAUUUGUGCACUGUGAAGUAGACUGCUGGAUGAGGUGAAUGCACACUGCAGGUAGAUUUCAUAGGGACUUGCAGGUCUAGUUGUGCACUAGAUCUACUAAUUUAUUAGAGCAAAUGUUAAUAAGAUUCUAAAAACAAUUAUAUAAGUUUAUUCAACAGAAUGUUCUUUGGAAACUCAUUUCAGGCUAUUUAAUGUGAAUAAUCAGAUUUGUUUGCUGAUCUUCUCUAGUAACUAAAAUCAUCAAGUGAUCUCACCAAGGAACGUACAUAAUGUAAAAGACUGCUAGCUGUGUGCCAGCAUUUCACUUCCAGUUCCUCUUUACCACUGCUGAGUCUGAGCGUCUCUCCUCUGCUUGCUGACCUGUUCUCUUUUCUUUCUUUUAAAAAAAAAAAAGAAUUAUUUUUGUUUCCCUGUUCCCGACUUAUUCAUCACACAAAAUAAGAGCUGUCUGUGUGCCAACUGUAAAGAAAAAAAAAGUACAGUCUCUAAACAGAGGUAGAUCUAGAUCAUCUUACUUUGGGAAUCUAAUGUUGAUAUCCUGUACUGCCCACGAAUGAUAUUACACGCUCUUAAUAUUACCUUACACUACCAUUCAAAAAGUUACUACUUUUCUGAUCAAAAGUGACUAAUGA